Molecule: messenger RNA, 741 nt
Organism: Calliphora vicina (urban bluebottle blowfly)
Lineage: Eukaryota; Metazoa; Arthropoda; Insecta; Diptera; Calliphoridae
Product: protein shank
Exons: 3
Coding region: 87-566 (159 amino acids)
Source: RefSeq, a predicted model, not a curated record
AAUUAAACAGUAAAUCAAUAAUAUGUGUUUAAUAAACACAUACAUAAUAAUCUUUAUAAUAUAAACGUCGUUUUAUUAAAAUAAAUAUGUCUAAGAACUCCGAUAAACCCCGAUUAUACCCUUCUACAGCUCCAUCAGCUCCUGAUGACUUUCAGAGGGGACCACCGCCUCCUUCAUAUGAAGAAUGUUUAAAAAUGAAUGGCGCUGCUGGAACUGCUCCCCAUCAAUAUACAUAUUCUAAUCCUACUCCAUACCAACAGCAGCAAGCAUUCCUACCACCACCAGGUCCAUCAUCAUCCUACGGUUAUGCUAAUCCCUAUCAAACGCAUAUUCAACAACAGCAAAUCUUUUAUAAUACAGCAAACCCAUCACCACAAUCAGGCAUGCCGCAAACAACUGCAGAAAAUGUUUUGUAUUUAGCUAAAGGUGCCAAAGUAAGGACUACAGCCACCGGAGCCAUAAGUAUACCGCCGCCACCUCCUGGAUGCGCACCAACGCCCGGCCAAAUGGCUGCAAUGUCUGGUCAACCGGUGAUGAUUAAGAAAGAGAAAAAAUCGUUUUUCUAAAUAAGGAUCUAACUCGUUUCCAGCUGAUACAAUGUACCUUUGGUAAACGAUAGUGCCUCCUUUCUAUUAAAAUAUUAGUUUCCAUUUAAUAGUCUGUGGACCAUGUUCUAACAAUAUAAUACUAUAAAAUUAUAUAAAUAUGGAUCAAUAAAUGUGUUAAAUAUCAAAAAUUGAA